UUAUACCCACUAUUAUACUAUAUUGAAUACUCGUCUCUAACUCAAGCCUUCAAUAUUAUUUAUCAAACUUUAUCUCAAUAAGAAAACAUCAACUGUAUAUAUUUAUCUAUAUAUAUCUACUGAUAUCGCUAACUGUAUAAUAGCCAAAUCCAAACAAUCUCGUUUCAAACCUUAAGGAAUACAUCUAUCUAUAUUCUUUGGCAUUUCUUAUCAACCUCAUCAUUGUAAUAUCCCCUUAAGCAUUUCUGCCACUUUCGCUAAUCUGAAUCCAGUUUCGUUAUUAAGCGCGACGUCCUACUAUCAGCAAGAUCCUUCUCCUCAUCCGCGAUACCUUCUAUCCGCAAUAUCAUUCUUUCACAAAUAUCAUCUGGUUAACACCAUCCACCUACAGCAUGUCUGAAGAAAAAAGGGAUUUUCAUGCUUGGGCUAUUGAAACAAGCGAUCACGAUAGGAAGAUUGAGUUUAGGGGUGAAUUGAUAUUGAUUUAUAAUGAAACAACAAAGCAUACACCGGUGGAUAAGCUCUACGUUAACAGCAGGGAAGAGUUCAUCAUUCCGAAGCAUUACAAAUGUAAACUUCAUGGUGCUGGUAUGGGGUCUUUUGCUAGACUACAUGAUAAAAUAGAAGAACAAUCAGAGGUCUAAUUCAAGCCUUUGUAAUCCAAACAUUUCUAUCAAUUCGAAACCUGAAACCUGAUCA
Molecule: messenger RNA, 699 nt
Organism: Sclerotinia trifoliorum
Lineage: Eukaryota; Fungi; Ascomycota; Leotiomycetes; Helotiales; Sclerotiniaceae
Source: the annotation of a GenBank genome assembly